This is a messenger RNA of Lycium barbarum (goji berry), 1590 nucleotides long. RefSeq names its product organic cation/carnitine transporter 4-like. Gene Ontology annotation, biological process: transmembrane transport. Gene Ontology annotation, cellular component: membrane. The transcript is spliced from 3 exons. Bases 1 to 1590 code for a protein of 529 amino acids. Lineage: Eukaryota; Viridiplantae; Streptophyta; Magnoliopsida; Solanales; Solanaceae. The record is from RefSeq and is a predicted model, not a curated record. Gene Ontology annotation, molecular function: transmembrane transporter activity.
AUGUCAGAAGCAUCGGCAUUAUUAUCUUCAAAUGACGUGGAAGACGGGAAUAAUUAUCCGAAACCGAAGAAAAAAAUAACGAUGGAUGAAAUGCUUGAGAAAUACUGCGGGGAUUUUGGGUGGUGGCAGUUGAGACACUUAGUGUUAACCAGCUUGGCUUGGAUGCUUGAGGGGAUUCACACUAUGGUCAUGAUCUUCGCCGAUCGCGAACCAGUCUGGUGCUGUUCCACGAGCCAUUGUGGUUCAAGUCUGUGUGACCUUGAGCCUGGCUCGUGGGAAUGGUCAGGUGGAACAGGAAGUUCUACGAUGUCUGAAUUCGGAUUGAUAUGUGGAGACAAGUUUAAGGUUGGGCUUGUCCAGUCUAUAUUUUUUGCUGGCUGCAUGAUCGGGGCUGGAGUAGUUGGACAUCUUUCAGAUUCAAAAUUGGGAAGGAAAGGCUCCCUCGCAAUGGUUUGCAUUUUGAACGCCAUUUUUGGUAUUCUAACAGCAUUCUCUUCGAACUAUUGGACCUAUGCCUUGCUCCGUUUUCUCUCCGGUUUCAGCGCUGGUGGGACAGGCCUUUGCGCUUUUGUUCUUGGCACUGAACCCAUUGGUCAGUCUUGGCGUGGCGUAGCUGGAAUGUCCACUUUCUAUUUUUUCUCUAUAGGAAUAGCCACUGUAUCUGCCAUUGCUUAUUUCUUCCAAUCGUGGCGAUCUCUCUACAUUGCUUCUUCGAUCCCGUCUUUGAUUUUCGUUAUCUCCGUACUUCCUUUCCUCCAUGAGUCACCUCGCUGGUGCCUCGUUCGAGGAAAAGUAGAUGAAGCCAUGAAAAUUAUGCAAAAAAUCGCUACAUCAAAUGGCAAACAACGUAUUCCUAAUGGCGUUGUUCUUGCCCUCGACAGUGAAGUGAACGACGACAACAACAACAUAACGGACCUUACACCUACCUCUAUAGCCAUGCUAGAACCCUAUACCAAAGAAGCGCUAAAUGGAUCCAUUUUAGAUGUACUAAGGUUUCCAAUCACACGGAUUCGGUUAAUCUUAGCCGCGGGUAGUAACUUCUUCUGUUCCGUCGUUUAUUACGGGUUAAGUCUGAACGCCGUCAACCUCGGGACCAAUCUUUACCUCAACGUUGCCCUUAACGCAAUUGCUGAAAUGCCUGCUUAUUUUUUAACAGCGUUAGUGUUGGACAGGCUCGGUCGAAAGCCGUUAGGUGUAGGGACAAUGUGGUUCAGUGGAAUAUUCUGUUUAGCUGGAAGCUUAAUGAAGGGUGAAGGGGCAUGGAAAGUGGUUCGAAUGGUGUGUGGAGUUUUAGGGAUAUUUGGUAUGGCUGGGACAUACAAUUUGUUAUUUGUGUAUUCGAUGGAGUUGUUUCCAACUGUGGUGAGAAAUGCAGCAUUAGGAUGUGCGACUCAAGCGAUACAUAUGGGGGCAAUUUUGGCACCAAUUAUUGUGGUUUUAGGGGGUGGCAUACCAUUUCUUGUAUUUGGUAUAUGUGGAAUUGCUGGAGGAUUUUUGGUAUUGUAUCUGCCAGAAACAUUAAACAGGCCACUUUAUGAUACAAUGGAAGGACUACAAGAAGCUGAAGCAAAACCUGCCAUGGUAGCUUAA